Messenger RNA from Cyprinodon tularosa, 633 nucleotides. RefSeq names its product prostate stem cell antigen-like. The record is from RefSeq and is a predicted model, not a curated record. NCBI's taxonomy places the organism in Eukaryota, Metazoa, Chordata, Actinopteri, Cyprinodontiformes, Cyprinodontidae. The coding region runs from base 59 to 457 and encodes 132 amino acids. The transcript has 3 exons.
UUUGAAGGAAAGAAUUUUUUUUCUUAGCUAAUACUGGAAAUUAAAUUAAACAACUGAGAUGGGGAAGGUUCUUUUUUCUAUUGUUGCAGUUGCUGCAUCCUUUGUUUUUGUGGAGUCCUUGACCUGCAACGGGUGCUCCUUUGCUUUGGGGCACACCUGCAUGAUCCAGAGUAACGAUAUAUGCUCAGCCAAUGUGACCGACUGUUACACUGCAUCAACUGCUUUUGCCAUUUCCUCCUUCAAUAUUAUCAAGCUGGGCUGUGCACUGGAUGCUUCAGGCUGUAAUUCAACUACCAAUGGCACUCUGCUGGGCAUUGAUUAUACCUACGAUGUAACCUGUUGUGCUGCAGACUUUUGCAACACCCUCAAUCUCAACAGUGCACCAAUGACCAAGAUGACCUCCACUACUGCCCUCUGUGCAACCAUCCUGGCCUCUCUGUGGGGAGGCAGUUUUUAAUGAAAUUACAAAAUCGACCUGCUGGUUAUUUUUAAAUUCAUAUGCACUGUAAAUUGUAUAAUUUAAAAAUGUUUCUAGAUCAGAGGUCUGCAACACUUUUGGCUCCAGAGCCGCAAAUAUAAAAGAACCAGCUAAUAGUUUUAAUAUAGUUUGAUACAGAUACCAGUCAUAGAAGA